Ostertagia ostertagi is the source of this 288-nucleotide messenger RNA. The record is from the annotation of a GenBank genome assembly. Lineage: Eukaryota; Metazoa; Nematoda; Chromadorea; Rhabditida; Trichostrongylidae.
AUGAUGCUACUUGAACCCGGUUACCUGUGCGCCUACGAUUUUCCGUUGGUUCAUUUCUCAAGGCAGAAGAAAAUCGUGACCAGUGAAGUUUUAGACCAAUAUGCUGUGGACAGUCCAUCCACCAGUCGAGCUUGGUUUCGCCGUCCCGAAGAGAAUACGCUCAAUGACUCUCCCGCUCAGUCAUGGUCAGCGGCGAUUCAAGCGGCGUUGAUGCCGGUCACACCACAGUCAUCAAUAGGUGGUCAGAAGCGAGCAAAACGACAUGGCCAAACUCAAAGUGCCCAACGA